AUGAGGAUCUCUUCAUUGUUUGGGCCCGCGGCGGCCGGCUGGCCCUCGCUCCUCUCGCUUUUACCAACUCUCAAUGCCCUGUCAUUCGAGUCAGUCUCCGUUCCGGAACUGGACCUGACCUCGCUGGGACGGGUAUCAAUCACCGGUGAUUUUGAUGGCGUUUCCCUCUAUCAAUAUAAGGAACAGACCGAAUCAAUUCCUGAUGGCACCCAAGCCCUUCUGACCCCGCUACCGAACGGCAUUCUCACGAAUCUUUCAUCUGCCAAUGCGCAAAUCAUGGCAAUGUGCCCCUUCACUCAAAAGGAUGGGACUUUCGCAGGGAUAUUUGUCGGUGGUAACUUCACCAGCCUGGGCGGAGUCGAUUCGCCCGGUGCUGCUCUAUUCAACCCAAAUACCAGCAAAGUUAUUGCCUUACCGGGCCUUUCAGGCUCGGUAGCGGCCGUGACUUGCGACCAGGACACUAACCGCGUCUACGUUGGAGGAAAAUUCAGCCACGACAACACGACUAACGCACUCGCGUGGGCGCCUGACGAUGGCUGGACUGAUCUCCCGUUCAAUGGUCUGAAUGGCCCAGUCAGCUCGAUUUUGAAGGCUGACAAUGGCCAUAUCAUCUUUGGAGGAUCAUUCGACGCCCUGGGAAAUAGCACCAGCUCCUCAAACGAAAGACAAAUCCUCAACCUUCAAAAUGCGACCGUCACAUCCGAUGCGGACUCUUCUUUGGACGGCUACUCCGAUCCUCGUAACAUCAUUUGCUCGACAAAUGGGGAGGCUGCCAAAGGCAAGACCUAUCUUCUACAUGACUAUGCGCCGGGAUUUUGGAGAGCAGACCUCGGAUUUGACUUUUUCCCAACUAAAAUCCGCCUUUACAACACUCAUUUAGAUGGACGCGGCACCAAGGACUUUUUACUUCGAGCGCUCCCCGACAAUGGUAUCAUGAAUCUGACUUACAUCGACGAGUCAGGAAAAAAGACCAGCUGUGACUCGUCCUGCCCGCUUUCCAGCAACACGAGUGAAACGUACCGUGAAUUCACCAUGGUUAAUCCCGUUGGUAUGCAGGGACUUCAGAUCGAGGUUCUCAGUUGGUACGGACAAGGAGCUGGCCUGAACGGCAUUGAAGUCUUCCAAGAUCAAAUCCUAACAUACGCUGUCGACCAAUACAACGAACCGACAUGCUCAGGCAUUGAAUACCCCGCCAAGUCAACGCGCACUGGCUCUUGGACUGUCGAGUCUGGGUAUGUGUCUGCAAAGGUGACCGACUCUGAUGCCUCGACUACAUCCGUAACAUUCGAGCCUGACGUGAAGAAAUCCGGCAACUAUACCAUCAAGCUAUAUACUCCCGGCUGCAGCCAGGACAACUCUUGCAGCUCACGGGGCAUUGUUAAUGUCACGGCUACCCUUACGAGUGGCUCUGACUCUGACCAGCCCGAUCCGUCAUAUUUCUACCAGACCAACCACCACGACAAGUACGACACAUUCUAUACUGGGUACGUCGACGCCAACAGUGACUCCUUCCGACCAAAAGUUACCCUGCGGGCCAAGGACGGCCAAGGAGAUAUCACCAUUGUAGCGUCUCGUGUCCGAUUUGAACUACUCUCCAGCACUGGCGGUCUCAAUGGACUAUACGAUUAUGAUCCGACUUCCAAGACUGAAACCUCGGAUCUUACAAAGUCGGACAUUAACAAUGCGGGAAUUUCACUUGACCAUAAUGCAACAAUCUCAAUCAUCAAGGAGCAUGACGAUGUGAUCUAUGUCGCCGGUAACUUCUCCGACAGCAAGAUCCACCACAUCAUGUCAAUCAAGGAUGGCAAUGUCACAGCAAUGCCCGGCUCUGGAUUGAACUCUCCAGUACUAGCAAUGGCCACCCUUGACGAUGUCCUGUACGUUGGAGGUCGCUUCACUGAUACCUCAGACGCAGGUUCAAAGGGCCUCCAGCACGUUGCGGCAUACUCAUACUCUUCUAAAGAGUGGUCGGCCCUGGGCGCAGGACUGAACGGCCCUGUCAACUCGAUUUGGGCUGUUGAAUUGAAUGCAUCAACUGCUAUUAACGAAACCAUUCUCGCCGUGAGCGGCGACUUCGACCAGAUCAUUGCUUCCAACGGAAACCCCGCGGUAUCUGUUGCUGGUUUCGCCAUCUGGGUCCCCUCCCACAAGGACUGGAUCCAGAACCUUAAUGUUACCCAGAUGCAGUUCGGUGGUCAACUCUCAAGUGUUGCUUCGCACAACAAUACGCUCAUUUUGGCAGGUAACCUUGCCACCAAUGGUAUCAUCGCUGGUGGUGCGGUGUCCCUGCUAGAUUCCGAUGAUUUGCAGCUCAUUCCUCUGUCGAUGAAGGUUAACCACCAAAAGUCGAGCACUGGUUUGAUCACCGGUGCCUAUGAUACCGAUUCGAGCCGCAAUCUCACUAUCUACGGUGGGCAUUUCGCUGCCGCUGGCAGCAAUGGAUCAACCAUUGAAAAUAUUGCCAUCCUCAACGGUACCGAUCAGAAGAUCUCAGGUUUGCCGCAAGGCGUCGACAGUAACUCAACAUUUGUUUCAAUGCUUGUGUACAACGACACCCUCUAUGCGGGUGGAAAUGUCACCGGAAGCAUCGGUCGUACCAAUCUGAGCGGUCUUGUGGUUUUCGACCUGAAAAAGAAUGAGUUUUCACAGACUCAGCCGGCUUUCUCAGGCUCGGAUGUUUCAGUCAAUGCUGUCGUCAAUCGACCGGGUUCGUCUAAUAUCUACUUUGGAGGAAACUUCGAAGGUGUUGGGCAGUUCCCAUGUAACUCUGUCUGCUAUAUGGAUGCUACCACCGGUGAAUGGGAUCAACCUGGGUCGUCCCUAAGUGGCACCGUGAUUGACCUUAACUGGGCCAGUCAAAAUACGCUGAUGGCUGUGGGCGACCUUCGGGUCGGUGGCAACAAGACCUCAAUUGCUACCUACAACGUGAAAUCCGAAAUAUGGUCAUCUUUCUCUGGAGCAUCCCAGUCAGAUAUCCCCGGAAAUGUCACUACGUUUACUGCUGCUAGCACAGAUCUGUCAAAGUUCUGGAUCGGAGGUACCGCAGCCAAUGGCUCGGCCUUCUUCUUGAGCUACGACGGUUCCAAGUUCCAAUCUCCCGGAAAUCUUUUCUCCGAGGGCACGGUCAUUCGUGGUCUAGAGCUUCUUCCUGUCCUUCACGACCAUUCCGCGGCCUCUCUGUUGAGUAACGAGCAGACGUUGUUGAUUAUGGGUUCGCUUGUGAUCCCGGACUUCGGACAUGCAUCAGCGGCGCUCUACAACGGAACUCAUAUCACUCCAUUUAUCCUUUCCCAGCGAGCCGAUGGCCAACCGGGCAGCAUGUCGAAGUUGAUCUCCGAGAAUAAAAACCCUUACACCAUCAACUCAAAACAUCACUCCAAUGGCAUUGCAGUCUUGGUAGCUUUCUGCUGUGCUCUGGGCUGCGUCUUCCUCAUCGUCCUAGCCGGUGUCAUCCUGAACAAGGUACAGCGCCGCCGCCAGGGCUACGCAGCCGCCCCUCAGACCUUCGGCACCGAUCGACCAUCCGACAUGCAGCGCCUGCCGCCCGAGUACCUCUUCAACUCGCUGCAUCAACCUAACCCUGGUGCCCCGGCCCUUUAA
Molecule: messenger RNA, 3600 nt
Organism: Penicillium samsonianum
Lineage: Eukaryota; Fungi; Ascomycota; Eurotiomycetes; Eurotiales; Aspergillaceae
Exons: 2
Coding region: 1-3600 (1199 amino acids)
Biological process (GO): positive regulation of establishment of bipolar cell polarity regulating cell shape
Cellular component (GO): plasma membrane of growing cell tip
Molecular function (GO): protein binding
Source: RefSeq, a predicted model, not a curated record